CUAAUUUUUUUGACUUGAUCAAAAAUGGCCGGAGUCGGAGGAUUCUUGUACAAUGCUCUAUUUAAGAGAACGUCAACCUUUGCAUUAACCAUCAUCGGCGGCACGUUCUUCUUCGAGCGGUCCUUUGAAAUCUUGUCCGACACACUUUACGAUAACAUCAACCAGGGGAAACUUUGGAAGCAUAUUAAGGACAAGUAUGAGCAGUAGAAACUCUCCAAGAUUUCCAUCUAUACAUGCACACCUAGCUCCUUUGUAUAGUUUUCCUCCAGCCUGCAAAUGAUGGUAAAAUUGUCAAUCGAUUGAUCGAGUUGCUUGCAAGAAGGCCAUGUUAUUUAUGUGUUACAGAAAAAAAAUAAAAAAAACCCUAGUUAAAUAAG
Neocloeon triangulifer is the source of this 377-nucleotide messenger RNA. RefSeq names its product cytochrome b-c1 complex subunit 9 (gene ox). The record is from RefSeq and is a predicted model, not a curated record. Gene Ontology annotation, biological process: mitochondrial electron transport, ubiquinol to cytochrome c. Bases 25 to 207 code for a protein of 60 amino acids. The transcript is spliced from 2 exons. NCBI's taxonomy places the organism in Eukaryota, Metazoa, Arthropoda, Insecta, Ephemeroptera, Baetidae.